AUGCAAAAUUAAAUGAAUUUUAUUAACAUAAUUUCUAAACUACUCAUAUUUGCAAUAAACUUGAUUACAAAUAUAAAUUAGUAAAAAAGUUAUGUGUAAACUAAUAACAUAUUGAUUAUGUUGAUAUAAUUAUUAUUUUAAUAUAUAUCUCUCUAUAAAAUUGUAACAACCCUUUCCAAAUAUAUAAUUUUUUUUAGGUAAUUAUUUUUAUAAACUAAGAUCAGAAGUUGAAACAUUGAAAAUAAGAUAUUUAAUUAUAUUAUACAAUUUAAUUCUAGCACAUUAAAUAAGAAUUUUAAAACUUAAAAGAAUAGAAAUUAAUAUCACUUUUUGUUAAUCAAUGGAUAAAUAGUGA
Molecule: messenger RNA, 355 nt
Organism: Paramecium sonneborni
Lineage: Eukaryota; Ciliophora; Oligohymenophorea; Peniculida; Parameciidae
Source: the annotation of a GenBank genome assembly